AUGUAUCUUAUUUCGUGUAUCACACUGUUUUGCGUCAACGGACAGUUCGUCACUCUCUGCAUCCUUACGGGUCACGCCUUUUCGGAAAUGAAAAAGCGCUUUAAGCGUUUGCCCUACGAGAGAUUCAGCGAUGCAUUCAACCAGUAUAAAACGUUGGCCAACGCUCAAAGCAAAAUGGACUCAGUGUUUGCCAUCUUUAUUCUGUGUUAUUACAUUCAGUUUGCGUUUUGGAUUAUGUGGUUCAUCAACGCCACGUACAAACACCCGGGUUCGAACUAUGUGCCAUUAGAAAGCGCCAUCAUAAUAAUUUUAAUGGAGGCCUUUAUGGGAGUUGGUGUUACGUGCGGCAUGUUGUAUGUCCGCGAACAGGCUGACAUGACAUAUCCAGUUCGGCGCUUGCUGCAACAGGAGCAGAGUCCCUCGAGGAGAAAUUUGCUGUUCCAACGACUGUACCAAAUAACAAAUAAACCGGUGGAAUUCACAGUGUGCGGAAUGGUUCGCGUCGACAGAGCCUUUGUUGGGACGAUGUUUGGACUCCUUAUCAGUUACGUCAUACUCAUCAUGCAGACAGGAGAAAAGAAGGGCCAUCCCGAGCAUUUCGAAUGUCACCUUACCCCGUCAUAUGAAUACGCCAAUUCGUCUCCAACACGUCAUUACAGCUUCAAUACGUCUUCAUUUCCUCUGACAAUAACCUGCACUCAUCUAGUUUGA
This is a messenger RNA of Paramacrobiotus metropolitanus, 711 nucleotides long. RefSeq lists its product as uncharacterized. The record is from RefSeq and is a predicted model, not a curated record. The transcript has 3 exons. Bases 1 to 711 code for a protein of 236 amino acids. NCBI's taxonomy places the organism in Eukaryota, Metazoa, Tardigrada, Eutardigrada, Parachela, Macrobiotidae.